Messenger RNA from Theobroma cacao (cacao), 884 nucleotides. Lineage: Eukaryota; Viridiplantae; Streptophyta; Magnoliopsida; Malvales; Malvaceae. The record is from RefSeq and is a predicted model, not a curated record.
AAAAAUAAUGCGCAAAUAACUCACUCACUCUAAGAUGCAGCUUUAGUAAUGGUUACCUGAAAAUUUUCCUGCUGAAUACUUUGCUUGGUAGGUUGUUCAGUCCUAGGUCAAAUAGAUCAGAAUGGUGUAUCCCAAACUUUUAUGCUGCUUAAAAGAAAUUGCAUUUGCAAAUUAAAGUGUGCGUGAAUUGAGGAAUAAACCAUUAAAAUUAAAGCAACUUUAAAGGAACUCAGUUUACCUUCUUUUCUACAACUCUGGAAUGCUUUCAAUCUCUGUGCAUCACUAGCCAUCAGUAGCUUUGAAAUGGCCAACCUACAAGGCCAAAGACUUCCCCGCCAUUAUUCCUUUGACUUUCAUUCUUCCCUAAACCUUCAAAACUCAAAACCCUUCACAGCCUCAAACUCCCAUCAAGAUUCACAGGAUUCAUCACCAAGCAUCUCUCAUUCAGCCAACUCGAAUGGAAGCUUGGACAUUGGAAGUGCAGUCAAUAGAACCAAAUAAUUUUGUGUAUCAUCUCUCCAAAGCUCUUUUGCGUUCUGAAAGUGCUCCAGUGAACAUACCUGCUCCAAGGCUUGCUACUUCCCCCGCAUUGUCCUGCAAACAAAAUUUGCCACCAUCUCCUCCCCUUAAAGUUACAAAAGCUGGUACUUCUAGUGAUAAUAUCGGUCCAGUUCAAACUGGUGCAACUAUUGAGAAGCUGUUCUCCUUUGGGGAAGAAGACAAUCGGAAAUAUUCUGGAGUGAAGUUAUCUUCCAACAGCUCACCGCGAAUUUCAUUUUCCCGAAGUUCUAGUAGGUCUUUAAAGGAUGAUUUUGAUGACUCUGAGUUUCCUUGUCCAUUUGAUGUGGAGGAUGAUGACAUGACGGACCCAGGUAGCAGGUAAA